CCGGCAGCGCUUGCUGCCAGGCCAGGCAGGGAGCUGGCGCGGGCAGCACUGCAGCACGGGCAUGUGGGCGAAACAACGGGGUGGGAGAGCAUCACCCCUGCAAACCCCUCACAGGAGCAUGGUGCGCUGCAGAGCAGCGAGUCGGGCACCGGCAGCCUCCACCGCCACCAUCGCUUCCCCCCCACAUUGAAAUCUCGGGGGGAGGAGAAGAAGAAAAGGCUUCGCCACAGCUCCCGGGCACAGCAGGAGGAGAGGAACCAGCUCUGGGGGAGAGAGAAGGGCUAGGCCAGGGCGUGAUGGAGAUGCGGCGCGGGAGGAGGAUGCUGAGGGACCAGCUCUCUGCUCUCCUCCUCCUCCUCCUCGCCUUGGCCUGGCUCUGGCUGCCGGCGGGGGGUCGGCGGCCACCCCGGCCACCCCCUUGCCCCCCGAGCUGCUCCUGCACCCGGGACACAGCUUUCUGUGUGGACUCCAAGGCCGUGCCCAGGAACUUGCCCCCCGAGAUCAUCUCGCUGACGAUGGUGAACGCGGCCUUCACGGAGAUCCGAGAGGCAGCCUUCGCCCACAUCCCCUCGCUGCAGUUCCUCCUGCUGAACUCCAACAAGUUCACAUUGAUCGGGGACAAUGCCUUCGCCGGCCUCUCGCAUCUCCAGUACCUGUUCAUUGAGAACAACGACAUCCAGGCGCUCUCGAAGGCCACUUUCCGUGGGCUCAAGUCCCUGACCCACCUGUCCUUGGCCAACAACAACCUACAGACGCUGCCCCGGGACCUCUUCAAGCCACUGGACAUCUUGAGCGACCUGGACCUCCGGGGCAAUACGCUGGCCUGCGACUGCAAGAUCAAGUGGCUGGUGGAGUGGCUGGAGAGCACCAACACCACGGUCCCCGCCAUCUUCUGCAGCAGCCCCGGGCAGUUCGAAGGUCAGCGGAUCCGGGACCUGGCGCUCGGUGACUUCCAGUGCAUCACCACGGACUUCGUGGUGCACCAGGUCCUGCCCUUCCAGUCGGUGUCGGCUGAGCCCUUCACCUACGCCAGCGACCUGUACAUCGCCCUGGCACAGCCCGGUGCCAGCAGCUGUGCCAUCCUCAAGUGGGACUACGUGGAGCGCAAGCUGCGUGACUUCGACCGCAUCCCCGCUCACUCCGCAGUGCACUGCAAGCCCAUCGUGGCGCAGAACCAGCUGUACGUGGUGGUGGCCCAGCUCUUCGGUGGCUCCUACAUCUACCGCUGGGACACCGCCGUGGACAAGUUCAUCAAGAUCCAGGACAUCGACAGCCAGAAGACCCGCAAGCCCAACGACAUCGAGGCCUUCCAGAUCGACGGCGACUGGUACUUCGUCAUCGCCGACAGCUCCAAGGCGGGCUCCACCAGCCUCUACCGCCUCAACCAGAACGGCUUCUACUCCCACCAAGCCCUCCACGCCUGGCACCGCGACACCGACGUGGAAUACGUGGAGAACGACGGCAAACCCCGGCUGAUCAUCUCCAGCAGCUCCCAAGCCCCCGUCAUCUACCAGUGGAGCCGGGCGCAGAAGCAAUUCUCGCCCCAAGGGGAGGUGGGGGAGAUGCUGGACGUGCAGAUGGUGAAGUACUUCAGGGUGAAGCGGGACCAAUUCCUCUGCCUCAGCCGCUACAUCGGCGACUCCAAGGUGGUGCGAUGGGAAGGGCAGCGCUUCGUCGAGCUCCAGACGCUGCCGUCCCGCGGCUCCAUGGUGAUGCAGCCCUUCUCGGUGGAGCAACGGCAGUACCUGGCCCUGGGCAGCGACUUUUCCUUCACCCACGUCUACCUGUGGGAAGAGGAGAAGCAGAAAUUCGUCAAGUUUCAGGAGCUGUCGGUGCAGGCGCCGCGGGCUUUCCGCUACGUGCCGGCUGCCGACGUGCAGCUUCUCCUGGCUCCCAGCUUCAAGGCCAACACGCUGGUCUACCGGCACGUGGUGGUGGACCUCAGCCUCUAGCAGGGAGGCAGAGCCCGGGCUGCCUGACGCGGCUCUCGCCUCCCCGGAGAGCUGCCUGCUCCUGCCCGAGGACACGCAUGCGCCCACCAGCCCCUUCUGCCUGCAGCCAUCUCUGCCCCGUGGUCGCAGCCCGCUGCCAGCCCCCUUCCCGGUCCCCCCACGUUCAUCCACCCCUCGAAUUGCCCCCGGGGCAGCUCCCAGCCCCGCAGCCCCCGCUGCCAGGGGAAGCCACGGGCCUCGGUUUCCCCCUGGUACUCCCGGUUUCCCCAUGGGCAGCACCCACAGCCACCCUUCCAGCAGCCCAAGGGAUGCGGGCAGGAGGGUGGGACACCCCUCGCCCUGCAAACCGAUGCCCUCGGGUGCCUGCUCUGCGACGCUGGCUGGGCUGGCAGGGAUGGGGGGGGGUACGGGUGCCUCUGCCCGCUCGGGCAGUGGGCUGGAGGCUUGCGGCAGGGACGUCUGGGGGCAAGGGAGUGGGGCGGCCGGCAGGGAUGUGCACAGGCAGGGCCAGGUUGCCAGGGCUGGGUGGGAUGCUCCCAGGCCACUGGGGUGCUCCCAGGCUGACGGAAUGAUCCAAAGUGGAUGGGGUGCCUGAGGUGGGUGGGAUGCUCGAGCUGGAUGGGAUGCUCCGAGGCCAGCGGGAUGCUCCGAGGCGGAUGCGGAUGGGAUGCUCGAGGCCAGCAGGAUGCUCGAGGCAGAUGCGGAUGGGAUGCUCGAGGCCAAUGGGAUGCUCCGAGGCGGAUGCGGAUGGGAUGCUUGAGGCCAGCGGGAUGCUCCAGGCUGGCUGGAUGCUGCCGAGGUCGUGCCACCACCUGCAGAAGCAAGGCUGGCCUGUUCCCGUCCCCCUCUGUGCAUGUCCAGCAGUUCCCUCUGCCCGCGGCCCCCUCCGGCCCCCCUGCCGGGCAGGACCCAGCGUGCCAGCCGUACCCGAGGUGUACGUGCCCGCCGAAACGCUCCCCACAAUAAACACACUGUGACUCCCGGC
Molecule: messenger RNA, 2937 nt
Organism: Harpia harpyja (harpy eagle)
Lineage: Eukaryota; Metazoa; Chordata; Aves; Accipitriformes; Accipitridae
Gene: LGI3
Product: leucine rich repeat LGI family member 3
Exons: 9
Coding region: 297-1952 (551 amino acids)
Biological process (GO): regulation of exocytosis
Cellular component (GO): synaptic vesicle
Molecular function (GO): protein binding
Source: RefSeq, a predicted model, not a curated record